Messenger RNA from Chaetomium strumarium, 1386 nucleotides. RefSeq lists its product as uncharacterized. The transcript is spliced from 2 exons. The record is from RefSeq and is a predicted model, not a curated record. Lineage: Eukaryota; Fungi; Ascomycota; Sordariomycetes; Sordariales; Chaetomiaceae. Bases 60 to 1202 code for a protein of 380 amino acids.
GCUUACCUCCUUCAUCCCUAUCCACCAUCUACACUCUGGGUUGCUCCCACAGAUUCAGAAUGUCCGAUUUGGAGUUGUCCGCUGCUGCCACGUCCCUACCGUACAGGGAAGGGAUGUCCUUACGGCUUCAGGUCCUCCGAAGUUUUGGCGACUGGCCCUUCUCUGGGCAAUCUAUUCUGUCGAAGACGUUGAUAGCUGGGAUCUACAGUGUCACCAGGUCUUCGGUGCUGAACUUCGUCCUAUUCGGCAAUGCAGAGUCGGGCUCGCGGCCUCCUUUGCAAGCAGUCCUCAAACUUUAUGAUCGUCGAUUUGGCACACGCCUUCGGGACUACCGCUACAGACACGUACCACACACAGCAGAACGCGAAGCGGCUUAUCAUUCCUUCGUUCGGCAAGGCAAGAUGGGGGCAUUUCUCCGCGAGCUAGACGAAAAAGAGAAGGAGACCAACCUUAUCAUGCCAGCCUGGCAUUUCCUAGACGAUUGCGGCCCUGAAAACAGCGAAAACAGCGCGAAGUAUGAGGCCAUCAUGUGGCGCGAGUGCGAGAGCAACUUCAACCGCGAGACGGAGGCCUACGAGCGGCUGAAAGAUGUCCAAGGCACGACGAUCCCGCGGAUGUACGCCCACGUGCGCCUCGUGCUGCAGGACCCAGACAUGCCUCAGGAUCUGCUGGGCUCACCCGAUACGGCCCGCUACUUUGAAGUCAAAGGUGUUCUCCUGCAAUUUAUACCUGGCCAUACCCUGUCGCAGUUGCACACCUCUCCGCUGGCCCUUUUAGAGCCGGAGAAAUGGCAGGCUAUCAUCCAAGCCGCUGUUGACGCUGUGCAUGAGAUCGACAAGCGCGGAGUUCUCAACAUGAGCGUUGCGCCACAUAACGUGGUCGUCAACAGCCGCACACAGACUCCCUACAUCGUUGACUUCGGAAACUGCGACUUCAAGGACAGGAUGAUCAAGCUCUGGAAGGAAUCCGGGCGGAUGGAUGAUGACGACGACGAGGAGAUUGAGUAUUGGGAGAGAGUGGUGACUCAAAAUAAUGGACAGGCGAUUGGAGGGGCGAUGGCUGCGAGACUGCAGCGGGCGCACGGCGUGAAGCUGGAUAUCAAGUACCCGGAUUGCGCUAUGAUUCUCAAAGACCUAAAACGAAGUAGAGGGGUCGAAUCCGACGAGGACUCUGAUAGUGGAUGGAAGAUCAUGCAUUUCUAGCAUGUACCGUGUAUCUAGGAUCCAAGUCUGCCUCGUAUGGAAGCUUGGAGGUACGCUAGCCUUUCUCACCUACGGGGUUGUCAGUUGCUCAUCAUAAACCCUUUACGAUCGCCGUAUACAUUGUUUGCGGAUGACUUGAGCCCUUGAGAGCUUCGCUCAAAGAGUUCGGCUGCUGAUCCCUGUC